This is a messenger RNA of Salvia splendens (bonfire salvia), 3759 nucleotides long. RefSeq names its product putative receptor-like protein kinase At5g39000. The transcript is spliced from 7 exons. Lineage: Eukaryota; Viridiplantae; Streptophyta; Magnoliopsida; Lamiales; Lamiaceae. Gene Ontology annotation, biological process: protein phosphorylation. Bases 77 to 3649 code for a protein of 1190 amino acids. The record is from RefSeq and is a predicted model, not a curated record. Gene Ontology annotation, molecular function: protein kinase activity; ATP binding.
ACUGAGUCAAAGUCUUUUUUAAUUCUUCUGUUACUAGAGUGCAAGCAACCUUCUUGAAAGAGAAUCAAAUUGAUCAAUGAUCUCUAUUCUUUUUUCAAAAACAAAAAAAAUGAAUCUCCAUCUUAUUUCAACUUUCUUGAUAUUUAUGAACACAUGGAUAGCUGUUGGUAGUAGUCCUUCUCAAUUCAUAGGUGAUUUUUCGAUCAACUGUGGCUCAAGUGACACUUCUAAAGCUACAAGUGAUGGCAGGGAAUGGCAUGGAGAUUUGCAGCCAAGAUUUUCCUCUUUCCUGCAAAUAAAGGGCUCGUCAACCUCCUCGACUAUUGUCUAUAAGCCGGUCGCCUCUGCUGAUGAUCUCGUUCCUCCCUAUAACACAGCGAGGCUAUCUCGCUAUCAGUUCUCCUAUGGGUUUCGGGUAAAUCCAGGUCAGAAAAUUCUUCGCCUUCACUUUAAUCCGAGUCUUUAUAAAGGAUAUAAAAGUUGCAAGGACUUAUUCAGUGUGGAUGCCGGCCAUUUCACCCUGCUCACCAACUUUAGUGCUUCUCUUACUGCUCGUGCUCUUGGCGUGACUUCUUUCGUCAAGGAAUACUGCGUGAACAUACCGGAUGUUCAUCUGUUUAACAUUGUUUUCACUCCUACAAGUAAUCAGUUAUUCGAAACAUUUGCUUUCAUAAACGGCAUUCAGAUUAUAGCACUGCCUGCUGGCCUCACUUACUUCCACGGACCUGAUCAGGUCGGACUUCCGGUGGUUGGGAAGUCUCCUAUCUAUGUGGAUGACAGCACUGCACUUGAAAUAAUACGGAGGCUGAAGCUUAAACAUGAUUUGGCUUCAUCAUCUGGUGAUGGUGGUUACACGUUUGGGAUGUGGGAAGCUGUACCGAAGCAGAAGCAAAAGAAACAAAGCGAGAUCAAAAAUAUUACAUGGACAACAUCAGUGGAUGUGGGAUUUAGGUACUUGGUUAGGCUGUAUUUCUCAGAACUGUUACUCAAGUUGGAAGAGAGUGGUUCCGCUGUUGUCUUUAAGGUGAGGAUCAAUGAGAUGCCAGUCGAUACUAGCAUUCAUGUGCUCGGAGAAAGGGGCAAUGAAGAUAGCCGCAUCUCUAGGUAUGUGGACUAUAUGGUGUUGAUGAGAGGGCGCAAACAAGAGGGUAGACGUGACCUCGUUAUCUGGAUUGAGUCGAAUGUGGAUUUUACUGAUGAAAACAGAGCCUUCAAAGGAUUUGAAAUUAUGAAGUUGAGCAACCUUGAGUAUAGUCUUGCCAGUCUGGAUCCACCACUGUCGUCAGUGCAAGAUUCAUCACAUGGGACACUGCAAAAUCUACAAAUAUUUGUUGGUGGCAAGAAUAUGAUUGCAACUAUUGCAAUAACAUUUCUUGUUGCAGCAAACAUCAUUUUUUACACAUUGAGCCAGAUAUGGGGUGUUAAUGCUAGAGGCGCAGAGGAGGAAAACUUGCUGUCGGAGAAGGCUAUACAACUUUGUCGCCGGUUCUCACUGUCUGAGAUCCAAUCAGCCACCAAGAAUUUCAGUGAAGCCUAUAUUAUUGGAAAGGGAGGAUUUGGUAAAGUCUACAAAGCCCUCAUUGACGAUGGGCACGAGACUGUGGCCAUAAAGCGGCUAAAACCAAAUGCAAGGCAAGGAGCACGUGAGUUCCGCACAGAAAUUGAAACAUUGAUUGAGCUUCGACAUGUUAAUAUAGUAUCUCUGAUUGGCUACUGCAACGAGCAUGGAGAAAUGAUUAUUGUUUAUGAAUACAUGGCCAACGGAACGCUGGCUGACCACCUCUACAAACUCGCAAGAAAGAGUGAUAACGUCCCUUAUAUGCACUGGAAGGAGCGCAUUUCUAUUUGCAUCGGAGCUGCCCAAGGGCUGGAGUAUCUUCAUAGUGGUCAGAUACUCAUACACCGUGACAUAAAGGCUUCAAAUAUACUUCUUGACAAAGAUUUCUCAGCUAAGGUCUCAGAUUUUGGUUUGGCCAAAUAUUUAAACAGACGCAAGUCGGAGAGUCACGUGAGCACAAAAAUUAAGGGGACAUUAGGAUACUUGGACCCAAGUUAUUUCUCCACUGGAAAACUGACCAGGAAAAGCGAUAUAUAUGCUUUUGGUGUAGUGUUGUUGGAAGUAUUGUGUGGGAGAUCAGCAGUGGAUCGACUGUAUAUAGGCGAUGAUCAGAUUCUGACCAAAUGGGCUCUACAAAACAUAAGCAAGGGAAGAGUUCACCAGAUUGUAGACUCGGAUAUAGUUGGUGAGAUCAUGGAAGAUAGCCUUGAGUCCUUUGUGGAGCUUGCUACGAGAUGUUUGCUUGAUGAGCCAAAGAAACGGCCACGAAUGGCUCAGGUUGUGACACAACUUGAGAUUGCACUUGAGCAGCAGGAAAGAGCAACACCCUCUCUGGUUCAAGAUGGUGUAACGAGUGAUCUAGAUCAUAUACAUCCAUCUGAUGAAGCGAACAUCAACAAUAAAGUGGAAUACAUCGAGCCACCUUCUACAAGUAAUCCAGCUAAUGAUGAAACUAACUUAUCAUCAAGCAUAGGUCCAGCCAUGACAGCCUCCACAGAUGUACAGGAUGUUACACCGCCUCGUGUAGUACAGAUGGGCAGCAGAAAAGGUGGAAGAAAGUCUACGACGAAUAAGCCAUCACUCUUUGGGUCAUUGGGUGGAUUUUGGAACAAAAUAAAACCAUCAAGUAAAAAUAAGCAAUCCGUAAUAGGCAACCAAGCUGUGGAAACGGUGAAAAAGAGCGACCAAAGUGUCGGUUUGCUUCCAAUCACUGUCCCUGCCAUUCCACUAGAUGUGAUGAAGAACAUUACUGGUAAUUUUAGCUUGAAGUGUUUGAUUGGUAAGGGCUUCAGAGGAGAAGUUUUCCGUACGAUUCUGGAAACUGGACAGGCGGCAGCUAUUAAAAAGCUAGACUACAGCGAGCAAGACCAAGAAUCAUCACUGGUUUCAGUUUUGUCGAAGCUAAAGCAUGAAAACGUGGUUCAGCUACUUGGUUAUUGUACAGAUGGAGACGAGCAAAUCUUGGCUUAUGAGUUUGCUCCUCAUGGGAGCAUACAUGACAUUCUUCAUGCAAAAGCAAGUUCAGAAAUCAGACGACGCAUGCAGGUUCUGUCAUGGACCCAAAGGGUUCAACUUUUGAUUGGAGCUGCAAAGGGAUUGGAAUACAUUCACAGCAUGACACAGAUCCAUCACAACAUCAAGUCCACCAACAUUUUGGUUUUUGGAAAUUACGAUGUUGCUAAGGUCACUGAUCUCCGUCUGUCAAAUCCAAGAUCUGAUAUGACAGAGUGUCUUUCCAUAGUGGCUGGGACUCUUGGUUACCAAGCGCCUGAAUAUUUCAUGAUUGGAGAGGUAAGUUGGCGGAGCGAUGUUUACAACUUCGGUGUGGUGCUCAUGGAACUCUUGACUGGCCACCAACCAAUUGAUAGCUCGCUGCCAAGGGGAAAACAACAUCUUGUGAGCUGGGCAACACCAAAACUCACUACAACCAAGGUAUAUGAGGUUGUUGAUGCUCGACUGGAAGGAAAUUAUCCUCGAAAAGCUGUUGCAAAGAUGGCUGCAAUUGCUGCCUCGUGUGUGCAGUUUGAACCUGAUUCGCGCCCCACAAUGAGUGUUGUUGUAAAAGAGCUUCAGUCUCUAUUGGCUGCUUGAUCUUUUUAUCUUUAUACCUUCCAUUUUUCUUCUUUUUUUUUCUCAGAUUUUGACAUGUAAAUAGCAUUUGAAAUGACUUUUUCUUUAAUGAAAUCACAAUUUCUCAGACA